Messenger RNA from Salvia splendens (bonfire salvia), 861 nucleotides. RefSeq names its product IST1-like protein. The record is from RefSeq and is a predicted model, not a curated record. The transcript has 4 exons. Bases 1 to 861 code for a protein of 286 amino acids. Gene Ontology annotation, biological process: protein transport. Lineage: Eukaryota; Viridiplantae; Streptophyta; Magnoliopsida; Lamiales; Lamiaceae.
AUGGGGAAACAGUUGAAUGCUCUGCUGGGAAGAAGCUCCAACGCCUCGAAGAAGCUAAGGACGGUGGCAAAUAUCGCAGUCUCUAGAAUCGUCAUUCUCAGAAACCUUCACAGCGUGAGAUGCAGCCAAGCAAGAUCCGAUGUGAUUCAGCUGCUGCACCAACAACCUCAUCAACACCAUGCUCUCGUUCGAGUUGAGCAAGUGAUCAAGGAGCAAAAUUCAUUGGAUGCACUGGUUAUGAUAGAGAUGUGCUGCCAUAUAUUGAAGGAGAGCACUGAGAUUAUCACAAACAGCAGGGAGUGUCCGGAUGAGGUGAAGGAGGCGGUAUCAAGCUUGAUCUUUGCUGCUUCGAGAACUGGAGAGUUCCCGGAGCUGCAAGAGAUUCGCCGCAUCUUCACUUCCAAAUAUGGCAAAGACUUUGCAUAUAGUGCUGUGGAAUUAAGAAAUGGCUGCAGAGUUUAUCCCAAGUUGGUAGAGGGAUUAUCGACCGAGAGAGCGAGUAUGGAGACCAGACAAAAUCAGCUUAAGCAAAUUGCAAAAGAAAAUGGGAUUACUCUAGAAUUGAGCAGAAACAUUGAUCUGCAAGAAGAGAGUAAAGAUUUAAAAGAUAUUCCCAUGAAAGAUGAUUACGAUGAGGUAGCACCAGCAGCUCGAGAUGCAAUCGACUCAGAUGGCGCUGUUGCAGCUGGAGAUGCAUUCGGCUCAGAUGAUGAUGGCUCCAAUGCAAUGUGCGGAUCAGAUGAUGAAGAAAUAAUAGAGAAUCUAAAUGUAUAUAAUGUGCAAAAGAAUGCCGAAAUGUCAGAGGACAAGGUUUUUGAUGCACAAGUGAAUGGAAAAACAAUACUCCAUGAUACACCUUAA